This is a messenger RNA of Arachis duranensis, 2399 nucleotides long. RefSeq names its product phosphatidylinositol 4-phosphate 5-kinase 6-like. Gene Ontology annotation, biological process: phosphatidylinositol metabolic process. The record is from RefSeq and is a predicted model, not a curated record. The transcript has 7 exons. Gene Ontology annotation, molecular function: 1-phosphatidylinositol-4-phosphate 5-kinase activity; ATP binding. The coding region runs from base 1 to 2277 and encodes 758 amino acids. NCBI's taxonomy places the organism in Eukaryota, Viridiplantae, Streptophyta, Magnoliopsida, Fabales, Fabaceae.
AUGAACAAAGAGCAAAACCAAAUUGUAAAGGCUUGGGAAGCAGCAGUUAGAAAAUCAGCUGGUCCAAAAAGAAGGGCAAAGAGCAUUUUCACACCAAUGUCUGUUGCCCAUGUUGAUGAUGACGAUGAUGAUUUGAAUUCAAGCCAUGACAGAGGGUUCGGGUUCGGAUUCGGAAUCGGGACAAUGAAAAGAGGAGGAGAAGAAUCUGGAAGCCAUGUUGAGAAAAUCCUGUCGAAUGGCGACUUCUACACUGGAAAUUGCCUUGAUAACCUCCCCCAUGGGCAAGGUAAGUACCUAUGGACAGAUGGGUGCAUGUAUGUUGGGGAAUGGCAAAAGGGUAAAACCAUGGGUAAGGGUAGGUUUAGUUGGCCUAGUGGUGCAACCUAUGAGGGUGAUUUCAAAGAUGGUCAUAUGGAUGGUAAGGGUACUUAUAUUGGUUCAUCUGGGGAUACUUAUAAGGGUUGUUGGGUAAUGGAUUUGAGACAUGGAAAUGGGACUCAAAGUUUUCCCAAUGGGGAUUUCUAUGAUGGGGAAUGGAGGAAAGGGAUGCAAAGUGGUCAUGGUAGGUAUCAAUGGAAGAAUGGGAACCAUUACAUUGGUCAAUGGAGGCAUGGUUUGUUCUCAGGGAAUGGAACAAUGAUGUGGAGCAAUGGGAAUAGGUAUGAUGGUUGUUGGGAGGAGGGCUUGCCCAAAGGGAACGGAACCUUCCGCUGGGGCGAUGGAAGCUUCUAUGUUGGGGUUUGGAGUAAGGAUCCAAAGGAACAGAGUGGGACUUAUUAUCCAUCAGGAUCUUGUGCUGGAAACUUGGAAUGGGAUCCUCAAGAGCUUUAUUCAGUUGAUUUGGAUGAAUGCAGGUUGUGGCCGUGCGAGAAGGUCGCCAUUUACCCUUCGCACAAGACGUUGAAUCCGGCCGGCUUGGAGGAGGAGGAGGAACCGACGUUUAAGAAGAGCGACGCCUGCGAGCGGCCGAGGUGGAAGUCCGUGGACGGAAGGCUUAGUAAUUAUAGCUCUGAAGAUGGUUCUUCUUACUCUUAUGAUGGAAGUAGUUUGGGAAGUCCUCUUGUUGAUCCUUUGCUUCCAAGAGCUCCCAAUUUCAGGCUUAAGCCCCCUAAACGCCAAGGAGAGACUAUAUCUAAAGGUCAUAAGAAUUAUGAACUCAUGCUAAAUUUGCAACUAGGUAUCAGACAUGCUGUUGGAAGACCUGCUCCUAGUACAUCUCUUGAUCUAAAAUCCUCUGCAUUUGAUCCCAAAGAAAAAGUAUGGACAAAGUUUCCAUCAGAAGGGUCCAAAUACACACCACCUCACUCAUCUUGUGAGUUUAAAUGGAAAGACUAUUGUCCGGUAGUGUUUAGGGCUCUAAGAAAAUUAUUCAAAGUUGAUCCAGCUGAUUAUAUGUUAUCGUUAUGUGGGAAUGAUGCCCUUCGGGAACUCUCAUCGCCAGGAAAAAGUGGUAGCUUUUUUUAUUUAACCCAUGAUGACCGAUACAUGAUCAAGACCAUGAAGAAAGCAGAAUGUAAAGUUUUUCUUAGAAUGUUGCCUGGUUACUACAAACAUGUUAGGGCUUUUGAGAACACUUUAGUCACCAAGUUUUUCGGCCUCCAUUGUGUUAGAUUAACGGGAACAGCUCAAAAAAAGGUUCGAUUUGUCAUUAUGGGAAAUCUAUUCUGUUCACAGUACCCCAUCCAUAGGCGCUUUGACUUAAAAGGUUCAACCUUUGGUCGAACAACUGAUAAGCCUGAAUCUGAAGUAGAUCCUACCAUAACACUCAAGGACCUUGAUCUAAAUUAUAUAUUUCGAUUGCGGAAGGCUUGGUUUCAAGAAUUUUGCAGGCAAGUGGAUAGGGACUGUGACUUUCUUGAGCAGGAGAGGAUUAUGGAUUAUAGCUUGUUGGUUGGUCUUCACUUUCGGGGAAUAUCGUGUGGUGAAAAUGUUACGCCUUCUUCUGGUCGCAGUUCAGGAACUCGAACCCCAACUGGUUAUGCCUUGUGGAUUCACUUAGGAAUAAGCAUGCCAGCACGAGCUGAAUCUACAAUGCGAAGAAGUAGCGUUAGUGAAACUCCUCAGCUGGUUGGAGAACCAACAGGGGAGUUAUAUGACAUCAUCAUUUUCUUUGGUAUUAUAGACAUAUUACAAGACUAUGACAUAAGUAAAAAGAUCGAGCACGCUUACAAAUCCUUCCAGUACGAUCCCACCUCCAUCUCCGCCGUCGAUCCAAGGCUAUACUCUAGACGGUUUCGCGAUUUCCUCUUCAGAGUUUUUGUAGAGGACAAGGUUUAGAUUUCAAAAUAUGAUCAGCACUAACCGGCAACACUGAUUUCUACACACUAGUUGGAGGGUGUUUUGUUAAAUACAGAAUAUAACACAUUUCUCAACUUUAAUUUCUUGAUUUUUCCCUUUCC